AUGACCGCUGCGGUUGUACGCCUCCCAGUCACGGCUUUUCUUGAGCACAGUGCCUGCCUGUGCCUGCCUGCAGUGCUCGAGGCAAGUAAAGUGCAAAGUCUAUCGAUUUUCGUUGUCUCAGGAUACGGGGACGCUGUCGCCCCAAAGGACACGGAGCGGAAUGACAAGCUCGCUGCUGGGUCCUCGGCCUGUUUCUUGGGAGGAAAGAGCCUGAGAUGGCUUGCGCCUGUUUGCGCCCGUUCCAUGUUGGCCGGGCAAGUUCGAUGCCUAGGUCCUGGAGCUCCACGCAACGGCGACGGGGUCCUACCCCGUGGAAUGACCUGCUGCGCUUGUCAGAGGCUCAGGAGCCUCUCACGCAUCAAGCUUGGAGGCAUUCGGAGGCCACGGGAGGGCCCGCGCCCAGGCGGCGGCAGAUGCGAAGUCGCGGACACGGGCAUGGUCGAGGCCAUCAAGGCCGAUGCCCUGCGGGAGAAGGUAGAAGCGGAGGCAUCUCGCACACUCGAGGCAGCCCAUCGGGAGAAGACCAUGAAGAAGUCUGCAAACCGCAGCAGGACCAUGCGCCAGCCGGUGACUGAUGUCGCCUCCCCGAGCGCUUCCACGCUCGCAGCAACUUCGACGCUCCCAGGUAGCGACGAAGCAGCUCUGGUGCGUACAAGCAGGGCAGACCAGCUGGAUGGACCCGAGGCCCGACGCCGAAUUGAGCUUCAGACCAAGUUCAACAAGGUGGAGGUCGUUCGGCAGGCCGAUCAGAAGUUCAUCCGGGAGCGCGCGGAGAAGGCCAAAACGAUGCGCGAUGAUCGCUUCAAGCGACUAGUGGAUGCGGUCUGCGACCAUGGAGGUCUGGCGAUGGAAUGCGCUGAGAACCUUGCGGCCUUUGAGCAGCGCUAUCAGCAGCGCCGGUGGGACCUCUAUGCCCAGUGGGAUGAACACGUAUCCCAUCCCAUUGCCAAGCAGGCCUUUGAUUACCUCAAUCCGGCAGACCGCAUGGCGCAGCAGAAGCUCAAUGGAUCCAAGUUCGUCAGCUGGAAGCUCCCUCAUGAGAGACAGCAACUGAAGCUGGAUGUCUCCAAGGACCCCGUGCAGCGGCAGCUACACGACACCGAAGCCGAGAAAGCCUUCCAUGAGGUUGCCGAGACGGUCCUUGGCCGCAGCCGCAGCUCCCCAGAGAUUCUGCGGCGCUCGGCCAUGCGAGAUCCGCGUGCGGUGGGCACGCGGGCCCUAAGCCGACCGGUUCUAGAGCCGAUGGACUGGGGCCAGCAGCAGCUGCAGGGGACCCUCUUCGGCCGCUUUGCGCAGGCCUGUGAGGAGGGCCCCAACUUCACGCGCGCCCGACGCGGAGGGACCAACGUCUUCAUACCCGAUGAAGCUGAUGGAAUCGAGGCGGCUGGAACGCGCUUUAGCCGCCUGCACGGCUAUCACGACAUGGGCGUCCUCCGUGGCGACACGGGGUCACAGGGUGAGACUGCGAAUUUCAAAACUCAUGAAGGAAGCUCUUCGGGCGCCCCUGGGCAAGAUCAUUUCACCUUCCAGCACAGCAAGGAGAUCACCGACCUCGAGUUCCCUUUGGGAAAGAAGGUCUUUCCAGAAUUCCACUGA
Molecule: messenger RNA, 1596 nt
Organism: Symbiodinium natans
Lineage: Eukaryota; Dinophyceae; Suessiales; Symbiodiniaceae
Source: the annotation of a GenBank genome assembly